AUGAAAAGGACGAUCCCGGACUAUAUUCACUAUCGUGGGCCAUAUUUUGCUGACUUUUUCUACUUGACGCAGGAUUCGUCACCAAUUCAACGAGGACCCGAAAAAGUGCCCUGUGUUGAUCGGCCUGAUUUACUUCUCAUUCUGCACACGGACGAUUCCGAAGAGGAGAAAGGUUUUGUGGCCGAAUAUCGAGAAGCACCACGUGGACGUAUACGACCGAAAGUUCAAAUGCCACGACCUGUUCCCAAUAAAGAGCCCAUCAGUUGA
Molecule: messenger RNA, 267 nt
Organism: Cooperia oncophora
Lineage: Eukaryota; Metazoa; Nematoda; Chromadorea; Rhabditida; Trichostrongylidae
Source: the annotation of a GenBank genome assembly